This is a messenger RNA of Anopheles marshallii, 2262 nucleotides long. RefSeq lists its product as uncharacterized. Bases 1 to 2262 code for a protein of 753 amino acids. Lineage: Eukaryota; Metazoa; Arthropoda; Insecta; Diptera; Culicidae. The transcript is spliced from 9 exons. Gene Ontology annotation, cellular component: plasma membrane. Gene Ontology annotation, molecular function: copper ion binding; oxidoreductase activity. The record is from RefSeq and is a predicted model, not a curated record. Gene Ontology annotation, biological process: iron ion transport.
AUGGCCAUAGACUGGCGAAAUCGUGUGAACAUAUUAUCCCUCGGGAUGCUGCUGGUGGUUGCCCUGGCGGCGGAAGGCGUUCGCGUACAGCAACACACGUCCAGAAGAUUCAAAGAUGAAUCGUUCGGACAUGAUCAGACACCGGCCUCCUCGUGGUGGAAUUCACAUCUGACCGAGCCGCCGAGCAAGAACUUUUACCAGGCGACACACGGACUGCUGCAGACGCACCCAUCCGUGCCCAGCCUGAAGCCGGUCGCCGGACCAUCCGCGUUACCCUUGAGCUCCGGUUCCCGCAAGGCGCCGACCGUCUCGUCGCCAUCCCUGAACAGUGGCUUUCCGUCCAUUGCCAACCCGAACCCACGGUCGCCGUUUCGCCAUCUGGACUUUAGCACCAGCGCGACGGCCGAACUACGGCGCAAUCCCAGUCUCUCGGCCCCGGACGAGUGUGCGCGCGCCUGUCGCGAGGGAGAACCACCAAGGAUUUGCUACUACCAUUACACCGUUGAGUACUACACCGUACUUGGAGCAGCCUGCCAGGUUUGCACACCGAACGCUACCAACACCGUCUGGAGCCACUGUCAGUGCGUUCUGGCCGACGGUGUCGAGCGUGGUAUCCUCACCGUGAACCGUAUGAUCCCCGGACCGUCCAUCCAGGUGUGCGAGAACGAUCGCGUUGUGAUCGACGUCGAGAACCACAUGGAGGGUAUGGAGUUGACGAUUCACUGGCACGGUAUCUGGCAGCGUGGCACCCAGUACUACGACGGUGUUCCAUUCGUCACGCAGUGUCCAAUCCAGCAGGGCAACACGUUCCGUUACCAAUGGACAGGAAAUGCGGGCACCCACUUCUGGCAUGCACAUACCGGUCUGCAGAAGCUGGACGGUCUGUACGGCAGUAUCGUCGUGCGUCAGCCACCGUCGCGCGAUCCCAACUCGCACCUGUACGAUUUCGAUCUGACCACGCACAUUAUGCUGGUGAGCGAUUGGCUGCACGAGGACGCCGCUGAGCGUUAUCCGGGCCGUCUGGCUGUCAACACCGGUCAGGAUCCCGAGUCGUUGCUGAUCAACGGUAAGGGUCAGUUCCGCGAUCCGAACACCGGCUUCAUGACCAACACACCGCUGGAGAUCUUCACCAUCACGCCCGGACGUCGGUAUCGCUUCCGCAUGAUCAACGCCUUUGCCUCCGUCUGUCCGGCCCAGGUUACCAUCGAGGGACACGCACUCACGGUCAUCGCUACCGACGGUGAACCGGUACAUCCGGUGCAAGUGAACACCAUUAUUUCCUUCUCAGGAGAACGUUACGAUUUCGUCAUCACCGCUGACCAACCGGUCGGUGCGUACUGGAUCCAGCUCCGAGGACUCGGCGAAUGCGGUAUCAAGCGGGCACAGCAGUUGGCCAUCCUUCGGUAUGCUCGCGGACCGUACCAACCAGCCUCACCGCCACCAACGUACGAUGUCGGUCUUCCGCAGGGCGUUGUCCUGAACCCGCUCGAUGCCGUCUGCAACGUGCCCCGGCCGGAUGCGGUCUGCGUGAGCAAUCUGCGAAAUGCGAAGAAAGCCGACAAGGCGGUACUUUCCGAACGGCCCGACGUUAAGAUUUUCCUCCCAUUCCGGUUCUACUUCUAUCGCGUCGAGGAACUGUUCACACCGAACACGUACAACAAAUUUUUGGUUGCCCCCGGUGGAGAUCAUUUAAUUUCGCUGAUCGAUGAAAUCUCGUACGUAUCGCCACCGUCUCCGAUGCUGUCGCAGAUCAAUGAUAUUCCGCCGGAACAGUUCUGUAACGGUGAUAACCGCCCACCAGACUGCGGUCCGAACUGUAUGUGCACGCACAAGGUCGACAUCCCGCUCAAUGCCAUCGUGGAGGUAGUGCUCGUAGAUGAAGUACAACAAGAAAACUUGAGCCAUCCGUUCCAUCUGCACGGUCAUGCCUUCCACGUGAUCGGUAUGGGCCGUUCGCCGGACAGUACGGUGAAGAAGAUUAAUCUGCGCCACACGCUCGAUCUGGAUCGACGAGGUCUGCUGAAUCGACAGUUCAAUCUGCCACCGCUGAAGGACACGAUCGCCGUCCCGAACAAUGGUUACGUUGUGUUACGAUUCCGGGCAGAUAAUCCCGGAUACUGGCUGUUCCAUUGUCACUUCCAGUUCCACAUAGUGAUCGGAAUGAACCUGGUGGUGCACAUCGGUACCCAUGCCGACCUACCGCCAGUGCCGCCGAACUUCCCACGAUGUGGCAACCACAUACCUCCUAUAAAGUUUAACUAG